Molecule: messenger RNA, 650 nt
Organism: Coffea eugenioides
Lineage: Eukaryota; Viridiplantae; Streptophyta; Magnoliopsida; Gentianales; Rubiaceae
Product: transmembrane protein 234 homolog
Exons: 2
Coding region: 104-523 (139 amino acids)
Source: RefSeq, a predicted model, not a curated record
CUUAAUAUCAGGCAUAUAGGUUAAUCAACUUCUUAAUAUCAGGCAAAUAGGUUAAUUAAUAAAUAUAGCUCCUGCCUGCAACAGUCCAAACCGAAAGUGAGGAAUGGGGGGAGAAGUGGAGAAGAUGGUGGCGGUGGGUCUUGUUUGGGGCGCAACUAACGCCCUAAUGCGAAAAGGGGCCAUCAUAUGGGAUCAAAAGCUCAAAUCCACGCCCCGACCGAGCGCACCCCGCCACCCACUAAUCAGUACGGUCAAGAACUGGCUCAACCUUUUACUGACUUGGCAAUAUUCUUUGCCUUUUGUAGUAAACCUCUCAGCUUCAGCCACUUUCUUUGCGAUUUUAAGUGACACCCCGAUUUCUUUAGCUGUACCUGUAACGAAUGCGACGACGUUUGCUGCCACUGCUGUCUUUGGGAUGCUCCUUGGAGAAGAGAUCCACGUGGGGUUAGCCUUGUUUGGUGAUAAUGAUACUUGCCUGAAGAUUGAUCAAGGACAAGCGGAAGAUAAUCUCCUUGAAUUGUAGAAUGAUGAGAACCCCAGUCGACGUACAUGCUUUCAUUUAUGCUGCCAUCAACCGUACUCGAGUGGAAUGCAAAUGCUGACAGGAACAAGAUUAGACAUAUGACUAGAAAACUUGCCAUUUUGAUGAG